Molecule: messenger RNA, 1123 nt
Organism: Brachypodium distachyon (stiff brome)
Lineage: Eukaryota; Viridiplantae; Streptophyta; Magnoliopsida; Poales; Poaceae
Product: probable WRKY transcription factor 12
Exons: 4
Coding region: 191-925 (244 amino acids)
Biological process (GO): regulation of DNA-templated transcription
Molecular function (GO): DNA-binding transcription factor activity; sequence-specific DNA binding
Source: RefSeq, a predicted model, not a curated record
GGGUCCUCCAGACAGAGCUAUAGCCCACCACUUCAAACCUAGAGGUAUCAACCCUAUCACAAUUUGACACCAAAAUAGAAAGCAGUGAGAGAGAGAGAGAGAGAGAUCAGGUCUAUCUCAAGAAUUCUAUGCCCCAAGAACCAACCACCUUGUGAUCACUAGUAAGGCUCGCAGACGACACGAUCUACAGAUGGCUUACUGUGUUCCAAAUCCAAACCUCUAUGUGCCAGAUCAGUACUACACCCCCUCCGUUCCUCUUCCUCCUCCACUCCAACUACCGUGCCAUCCCAGAGCGCUCCUCCAGCAGAUGCCGUUCGACCAGCUGGAAGAAGCCGUAAUGCUCUCCAAUCCUGACCAUUGCGGGCUAUACCCUCUGCCGGCGCUUCCAUUUAGUCAUCUGACAGCCACUGCACCGGCCAUCGUCUGCGAGAAGCCUACGCCCGGUUUCAUGCCCAAUAUUGGGGUUGAAGAGGUGGGCACCUCGAUAACGGCAGGAGUUGGAUGCGAGGGUGCUAAUAACGGCUAUUCUAGUACGAGUACAUGGUGGAGGGGGUCGGCGAUGUCGGUUGCCGGGGAGAAGGGGAAGAUGAAGGUGAGGAGGAAGAUGAGGGAGCCGAGGUUCUGUUUCCAGACCAGAAGCGAUGUGGAUGUGCUCGACGAUGGGUACAAGUGGAGGAAGUACGGGCAGAAGGUUGUCAAGAACAGCCUCCAUCCCAGGAGCUACUUCAGGUGCACCCAGAGCAACUGCCGCGUGAAGAAGCGGGUGGAGCGGCUGUCGACGGACUGCCGCAUGGUGAUCACCACCUACGAGGGCCGCCACACCCACUCCCCCUGCUCCGACGACGCCUCCCCCGCCGACGACCACACCGCCACCACUACCACCUGCUUCACCUCCUUCAUACCAUCCGUCCACCCAUCGAUCUGAUCGAGUUUCAACUGCAUGCUCGAGGAUCUAUAUAUCGAACAAACAACUAGCGCCACUAGCGCCAAACGGAAGAUCUAUCCCCUUGAUGUAUGUGCAUUUCUGGUAGGCAAUAAAGCUACUUUCUACUACAUGACUGCAUGCAUGCAUGUGAGGAGACAGAAUACUGCUAGUACUUCAAUUCAAGAUGGUUAAACACAA